This is a messenger RNA of Xenopus laevis (African clawed frog), 4403 nucleotides long. Its product is annotated as gastrula zinc finger protein XlCGF57.1-like. Lineage: Eukaryota; Metazoa; Chordata; Amphibia; Anura; Pipidae. The record is from RefSeq and is a predicted model, not a curated record. The coding region runs from base 1077 to 3026 and encodes 649 amino acids. The transcript has 2 exons.
CCAAUAAGCCGCCGACUCAGUCUGUCUGCAGCUUUUAUCGGCCCGUGUAUGGCCACUUUAAAAGAACAAAUAAGAUGAUGUUCUGGCUGUGACCAGAUGUAGGAAAGUUAUGUAUGACAGAUAGAAGUGACAGUCGCCCACUGAUAUGGUCAGACAGGCAAUACAUAAAGAGAUAUUAUCAUUAGCCGACAGAAAUCUUUUGAUCUGUCACAUUGACUACGAAAAAUAUCAGGACAAUCUACACGCGAGCCAAAAAUCUUACAAAACUUUGAUUCAUAUUCUAUAUCUUUGUGUCUGAGGCUUUAGUAGAAACUGUUGAUACCAGAGAUCCCAGGUCACUUCAGGCUCUUCAGCUGCUGCAGAAACAUUACAGGGGGCUCCACAGAGGGUUCCUAUGUCCUUGUUAUUAUUGUUAUGUCACAGACUGUUAUCAGUCCACCAUCUUUAUUUCACACACAGACUUCCCAGUCUCCUCCCACUAUUCCCAAGGCUGAAACAUUCUGACUUCCUUCACAAUCAAUUCACUUCAUACAACUGAACAAAGCAAAUACAUAACAGAUACCAACUGAAAUAUUCCAGCACAGAAACCCCUGUCUCACAGACACAUUAAAUCCAUAUUUUGUCAGGUUGUUGGCAAGUUAUUUGAAUACUGAGAAAUCCAAGCAGCACUAGGACCAUGAAGCUCCUGCCUCCUUGGGGGGAGGAGCCAGAGCUCCAUUUUGUGGCAGUUACACACACAGAACAGGCAGUGAGUUUUGUUUGUCAUAAACUGCCACAUGUGAAUGGCAGUGCUCCUGGCAGAGACUCUAGCCACUGGCCCCGGGAUGAAUUGGCCCCAAACUGACUGGUGACAAGAACACUAGGAGCCUGGGAAGCUGAUGUGAGGAUUGGGGGAAGAAUCUGUGGAAAAGGAAGUCCCAGGGAAUCCGGAAGUGAGAGAAAAGCCCCAGAAGCCAAUGAUUGUGAUUCUUUGGAUAAAGACAAGAGACCAUUAGACUGUGCAACUUCUCCAACACCAGCAAAUCCUCACAUUGGAAAGAAACAUCUGUAUCAGACUCAGAAUCACCAUCAUUACAAUGAACAUUCCCAACUCCCAGAAGAAACGUUCUUUAGGAAGAAAACAAGCCAAAUGCUCAGAAUGUGGGAAAAUAUUUAUAGACAAAACUCACCUUCAAAAUCAUAUGAGAAUUCACACAGGAGAGAAACCAUACACGUGCACAGAAUGUGGCAAAAGUUUCACGGAAAAAAGUGCCCUUAGAAAACACCUGAUAAUUCAUACUGGGGAGAAAAUGUUCCAGUGCACAGAAUGUGGGAAAAGAUUUGCUAGAAAAGGGCACCUUGAUACUCACCUGAGCACUCACACAGGAGAGAAACCUUUCACAUGCACGGAAUGUGGGAAAAGAUUUGCAAGAAAAGACAAUCUUCGUCUUCAUCUGAGAACUCACACAGGAGAGAAACCAUUCAAAUGUACAAAAUGUGGGAAAAGUUUUAAGCUAAAUUAUUUGCUUAAAUGCCACAGUAGAAUUCACACAGGAGAGAAACCUUUCAAGUGCACAGAAUGUAACCAACGUUUCACUCUACUGAGAACCCUUACAGUUCACCAAAGAAUUCACACCGGGGAGAGACCUUAUAUGUGCACAGAAUGUGGGAAAAGUUUCAUGGCAAAAUCACACCUUAACAGACACCAGAGAAUUCACACAGGGGAGAAACCUUUCAUGUGCACAGAAUGUGGGAAAGGUUUCCUGAGAGAGCUACACCUUAAAAGACACCAGAGCAUUCACACAGGGGAGAGACCUUAUAUGUGCACAGAAUGUGGGAAAAGUUUUGCUAUAAAAAGUGACCUUCAAAAGCACCAGAGAGUUCACACUAAGGAGAAACCUUAUGCAUGUACAGAAUGUGGGAAAACGUUUUCUACAAAGGACGGACUUUCUUCUCACAUAAGUGUCCACACAGGAGCUUUUACAUGUACAGAAUGUGGAAAACGAUUGUCUCGUAAGGAAACCCUUGAACGACACAUCCAACGUCAUGUAGAAGAAAAAAUAUUUACAUGUAUAGUAUGUAGGAAAAACUUUUCUAACAAGAGACACCUUCUCCACACAACUCACACUGGGGAGAAACCGUUCAUAUGCACAGAAUGUAACAAUAUGACUCACUCCUUUCUUUUCUCAUGCACAGAAUGUGGCAAACAGUUCUCUAAAAAGAAAUAUCUUACCAUACACCGGAGAAUUCACACAAGAACUGAACGGUUCCCAUGUACAGAAUGUGGCAAACAUUUCCCUACAAAGACCUACCUUACCAGACACAAGCGACUGCACUUAAAAAGGGAAACUUUCCAGUGUACAGAAUGUGGCAAACGUUUCUUAUCAAAGACCUACUUUCAGCAGCAUUGUGUUACCCACACAGACGAGAAACCUUUCAUAUGCACUGAAUGUGGCAAAUGUUUCUCUAUGAAGAUGAGCCUUACACAACACCAGAAAAUUCACACAAAAAGGGAAACGUUCCCAUGCACCGAAUGUGGCAAACCUUUCUUUAGUAAAACCAGUCUCCAGCGGCAUUCUAUGGCCCACACAGGGGAGAAACCUUUUGUGUGCCCAGAAUGUGGCAAAUGUUUCACUUCAAAGAAAACCCGUAACAGACACCAGAAAAUUCACAUAAAACGGGAAGCUAUCUCAUGUACAGAAUGUGGCAAACAUUUCUCUAAAAAGAGCGGCCUUCACAGUCAUUAUGUUACUCACUCAAAGGAGAAACCUUUCGUGUGCACAGAAUGCGGCAAAUGUUUCUCUCUCAAAAUGAACCUUACAAAUCACCAGAAAAUUCACGUAAAAACGGAAACUUUAUCAUGUACGGAAUGUGGCAAAUCUUUCUCUAAAAAGAGGAACCUUCAGCAGCAUUCUCUUACCCACGCAGUGCCGAAACCUUUCGCGUGCACAGAAUGUGGCAUACGUUUCUGUCUAAAAAUUAACCUUAUAAAUCACCAGAAAAACCACAUAAAAGAGAAUGUACAAAAUGUGGCAAGCGUAUCUUGAAAAAGUGUAGCCUUAAAUGGCAUUAUUCAAUCCACACUAGUAGAAUAUUUUCAUUUUGCCUGAAUGUGAACAAUUUCACUCGGCAGGAGAGAAACCUUUCACUUGCACAGAAUGUGGCAUAAGCUUGUUUAAUUGUUAUUGGGAUUCUGUCAUGAUUUUUAUGGUGUAGAUUUAUUUCUAAAUUAAACGGUUUACAGUGCAAAUAAUUCACUCUACCAUGUAAAGGUUCAUUGCUAACCCAACAAGUAUAUCUUUUUAGUUGUAAUAGAACCAUCUCAGGUCAUUUUGCCUGGUCAUGUGAUUUCAGAAAGAGCCAGUGCUGCACUAUGGAACUGCUUUCUGAAAGACUGUUGUUUCUUCUACUCAAUGUAAGUUAAGGAGUCUCAGUGGGACCUGUUCUUAUAUCUACCAGAGAGGUGUUAUCUGGUUACCUUCUCAUUGUUCUGCUGAUGGGCUGAUGGUGGGCAAGAAAUGGGGGCUAUAUCGCUCCAAAUUGCAGUGGAGCAGUAAAGAGUGACUGAAGUUUAUCAGAGCACAUGACUGGGGGCACCUAGGAAAUGGACAAUAUAUUUAGCUCCAUGCCAGUUCUCCAAAUUAAAUAUUAAAAGUAUCAGUUUACACUUUCUAUAAAUGGAUUUCGGUGCAGAAGUUUGUGGGAGCAGCACUAAUACUUAUUUUGAGGCAUUUUGAAAAAACAUGUUUUCCCAUGACAGUAUAAAAAAAACAGACUUACACUCGCACACCCUGGCCGUCCAGAAACAAACGAAUCCCAGGUGCUCGAUGAUAGAUGAAUUGGACAACCUCAAAAGCAGCGUAGACACUGGACACACCGGCACAGCAUGGGUAUUACUAGCAGGUAUAACCUUGCUCGUUUAUUGCGGAUGCAACGUUUCGGGGCGUGACCCCUUUCUCAAGCAAGUUCCCAUGACAGUAUCCCUUUAAUGAGCUAAUGUCCCCUUUAAACCUUUCAUGGCAAAUCCUGGGCAUUUUCUAUGUAUAAUAGAGCAUGAAUGGGCCAUUUUUCCUGACUGAUGCAUUAGGCUUAUUGUUGGCCAGGCUUUCCACCCAGGAACCCAAGUAACAAAUGGGCUAAUAACUGGGGCCACCUAGGUCACAGGCCCCUGGAGUGUAUAAGUAUUAACUAAGAAUUAUUUUACCAAUUCCCUGGAAAUAAAGUGGGGGAAAACUCCAGUUGUUGACAAAAAUAAUUUGAGCUGGGACCAUGUGUGGGUAUUGGGGGUGCAAGUAGUAAUGGAAGAUGUUAUUUAAGGGAUACUCUCAGUCUAUAAUAUCCCCUUUUAACAACUAUUUUUACAAUUGUCUCCCCUGUUUUUAGAUGUAAAAUAUAUGGACUUUAUUAAAUGACAAAGUGUAAAA